This is a messenger RNA of Hyaloscypha bicolor E, 1527 nucleotides long. RefSeq lists its product as uncharacterized. The coding region runs from base 497 to 1183 and encodes 228 amino acids. The transcript has a single exon. NCBI's taxonomy places the organism in Eukaryota, Fungi, Ascomycota, Leotiomycetes, Helotiales, Hyaloscyphaceae. The record is from RefSeq and is a predicted model, not a curated record.
GCAUAUUCAGCCAUGAAGCUGCAAUGUGCUGAGGUGCUGUGAACUCACCUUCUCUCCACCUCAUCCCUCGAGUUUUUGCUGGCUCAUUGCAGUCCAUUCAUUCUCUUGUCCUUCUUUGUCCCUCCCCUUUUCGGACCAGUUUCCAUCCACACUCCUUUGCACAAGCCAAUCGCUGAGGCAAAGAGUUCAUCCACGAGACUUGAGACUCUGUUCACCUCUCGAGUCAUCACCGACCCUUCUCCACCGCAUCUUUGCCGGCGUUUCGUGUAUACAAAAGACUUCGCGCUCUUCUUUCAUAACGACAUUUCAACCUCAGCGGUAGUUGGAGCUUUCUCUUCAUCAACUGAGAUGUCGAUGAUCAGUUUAUCAAGCACAAAUUGACCUCGUCCUGGAAGCCACCCUUCGUUGUUGCGCUCCUGAUUGCCUGAAUGAUACUGCAAUCUACCCACCUGAGCUGCUUUACUCGACGAUAAAUUCAUUCUUUGAACCAACUACAAUGCGGCCUUUUAAUUUGACGGCCGUGACGGCCUUACUUCUAUCGGACGUGGUAUCUGCUGCGGUGGUGACUGUCACAAUAUGUGAAUCGACGCCAAGUUUUGCAUCGACUCUGGUUUUCCCAUUAGAAUCGACGAGCGGAAGUCCUCCAGUACCAGUGGUAGUCAUAAGCACCAUCACCGUGCUUCCAAUGCCAGUUAGCACUGCACCGGGUAUAUUCUAUUCUUCAGGCCUGCCCACGGGAAAAGGAAUCCCAUCCGGUAUAACCUUCACCGGACACCGAACUGGAAGCGGAGCUGCUCGACCAACCGGCUUUCCGAAAUAUGGGAAUCACACACAUCACCAUCAUCCAACCAGCUCCGGUUCAUCGAUCAGCAACUCAACUUCAACGAAAAUUCCAUUCUUCACACUCACGUACACUGGGACGUUACCUCUGCCGACUUUGAGUCCGACAAUGACUCCUGAGUUCAAAACCACGGGCAAAGGGUCGUUGCUCACGCCAUAUAUGACGUCGACAGAGUGUCCUGACAUGCCAUCGCCUACUCAAAUCUCGUCGAGUACCAUUCCCACCACACGACAGCUUGAAUCAAAUUCAGCAAAUUCAACACCGACUCUCGUCGCCACAUCCCCAUAUUACAGGCGCAAGAGAGCAACACGACGAAGAAAGCUGGUAGAUGGGGGUUUCUGAGUGGGGUUUGGAAUGAAGCAAUUCCUAAUCUAGUUACUAGCCGGAAGUAUCUCAGGCAGUGUGGCAGUGUUGGGAAGAGAAGGGUGGCUAGAGAGCGCUUGUAUGGUGUAACGGAUGUAGUGUUUUAGGUUGAAUGAGGGGGUGCGGAGGUACUGUAUUUUUCAUGAUACCCUGAUUUUAUAGAACAUCUUUGGUGCUGGACAUGAGGGAUGCUCUGUGAAAUGAUUGUAAGAUAAGGAAUCAGAAUGUAAGAUAAGUGUAGAAAGUAAGAACAUAUUUAGCGCAACCAGCCUCGAGAGGACGUCUUGCCUCCCCCAUACCGUAUAACACUCACACACUUCAAC